Ficedula albicollis (Collared flycatcher) is the source of this 3522-nucleotide messenger RNA. RefSeq names its product nuclear receptor coactivator 1-like. The record is from RefSeq and is a predicted model, not a curated record. NCBI's taxonomy places the organism in Eukaryota, Metazoa, Chordata, Aves, Passeriformes, Muscicapidae. Gene Ontology annotation, molecular function: nuclear receptor binding; protein dimerization activity. Gene Ontology annotation, biological process: positive regulation of transcription by RNA polymerase II; cellular response to hormone stimulus. Gene Ontology annotation, cellular component: nucleus.
CAGCCCUGGAAUUCCUGAGGUUUUAGGAUUUUCCUGGAAAAUCCCAGAUUUCCCAUGAUCCAUCCUUCAUCUCCAGAAAUCCCAGGUGCUCCGUAGGAUCCCACCAUGAGCGGCCUCGGCGACGGCGCCGCGGAUCCGGCAAUUCCCGAAUCCCGGAAGCGCAAAGGAUCCCCCUGCGACCCCGCCCAGAGCGCGGAGAAGCGGCGGCGCGAGCAGGAGCACCGGUACCUGGAGGAGCUGGCGGAGCUGCUGUCGGCGAACAUCGGCGACAUCGACUCGCUGAGCGUCAAACCCGACAAGUGCCAGAUCCUGAAAAAAACUGUGGAUCAGAUCCAGCAGAUGAAGCGCCUGGAGCAGGUUGGGAUUUGGGAAAUGAGAAUGGCCCUGGAUGGGUUUUUCUUCGUGGUGAACCGGGAGGGCAGGAUCGUGUUCGUGUCGGAGAACGUGACCGGGUACCUGGGCUACGGGCAGGAGGAGCUGAUGAACUCCAGCGUCUACAGCAUCCUGCACGUGGGCGACCACGCCGAGUUCGUCAAGAACCUGCUGCCCAAGUCCCUGGUGAACGGGGUGCCGUGGCCGCAGGAGGCGCCGCGCCGCAGCAGCCACACCUUCCAGUGCCGGAUGCUGGUGCGGCCGCCGGACGAGGCCGGGGCCGAGAACGCCGAGCUGCGGCAGCGCUACGAGGUGAUGCAGUGCUUCACUGUCAGCCAGCCCCGCGCCUUCCAGGAGGAGGGAGAAGAUUUCCAGUCGUGUCUGAUCUGCAUCGCCCGGCGCUUGCCCCGCCCGGCCGCCCCGGCCGCCACCGAGUCCUUCGUCACCAAACAGGACACCACAGCCUCCUUUUGUUCUAUUCUGGUUUUUGGGAUUUUCUUGGGGUUUUCUCAGGAUUUCCCAGGAUUUUCCCAUAUUUUCCCCCACAAUUCCCAUGUUUUUCCCUCAGUGAUGACGCGUGGCACGGCCUUCAGCCCCUCGUACCGCUUCACGCUGAGCGACGGCUCCGUGCUGAUCCUCCCUUUUGCCCACACCAAGUGCAAGCUGUGCUACCCCUCGAGCCCCGAGCUGCAGCCCUUCAUCAUGGGCAUCCACGUCAUCGACAGGGAUCACGGAAUUCUGUCCCCGCAGGACGCCCCCGCGCCCGGCCUGGCCCUCCCCAGGCUGAACCCCAACGUUUCACCGGGAUCGGGAAUGGCGCUGCCGCCUUCCCUUCCCCCCUCCAACGGCUCCGUCAUGGCCGCGCCCUCUCCCCACCCCGGCAACUCCCAACAGAAUUUCAAUCCGCUGGCGUCCAACGUUGCCUUAAACCAAAACAACUCCCACCCGUUAUCCCACGGCAGCUCCCCCAUGAACAGCCCCGGCGUCCCGGCGCCGCAGUUCCUGUCGCCGCGGCACCGCGGCAGCCCCGGUUUGAUCCCCCGCUGCCGAGCUCCUCCCGGCAAUCCCUUCUCGCCGUCCAUGCACUCCUCCGGAGGCGGCAAUUCCCGGCCUUUUCCCGGCAAUCCCGACGCCAACCCCGCGGCGUUCCCGGCGCCCUUGAGGCAGCAGAAUUCCCAAAGUUCCCCCGGCAGAUUGGGCGGGAAAUCCGACUCCAAGGACGGCAUCUUGGGCGAGAUGAUCCAAGGCGACGCCGAGAAAACGCCGGAGAAUCCGGGAAUUCCGCACGGAUCCACGGAGGGAUCGGACGCCAAAUGCCCUCAGGCCACCAGCCACCGUUUGGUGCAGCUGUUGGCCAGCACGGCCGAGCAGCAGCUGCGGCACCACGCCGACGCCGACACCAGCUCCAAGGAUUCCUUGGCGUGCGCCGGCAUCGCCGGGAACAGCGCCGGCAAUUCCUGCCCGUCCUCGCACAGCUCGCUGACGGAGCGGCACAAAAUCCUGCACCGGCUGCUGCAGGAGGGCAGCCCCUCGGACGUGCCGGGUUUGGCGCCGGAGCAGGACAAGAAGGAGAAUCCCGGCGGGAAUUCCAGCGCCGGCGCGGCGGAGGCGGAGAAGAAGAAGGAGUCCAAGGAUCACCAGCUGCUGCGGUACCUGCUGGACAAGGACGAGAAGGAGGCGGCGGCGGCGCCGGCGCUCAGCCUGGACGAUGUCAAGGUCAAGGUGGAGAAGGGCGAGGCGGCGGAGCCGUGCCCGGCCGCGCCCGCCGCGCACAAGAUGGCGGCCGGGGAGGAGGGCAAGAUGGAGGCGCAGGGGCAGGUGGGUGUGGGGAGUGCUGGAAUGGCACUGUUGGUCCCGGCCCGGAUCCCAGUCCGGAUCCCAAUCCCAAUCAUCAUCCCAAUCCCCACCGCUAUCCACAUACUAAUCCCAAUCCCAAUUCUAAUCGACAUCCCAGUCCCAAUAAUCCCAGUACUAAUCCCACUCUCAAUCCUAAUCCCUAUCCCCAUCUCAAUUCGAACCCCUAUCCACAUACCAAUUCUAAUCCCAGUUCCAGUCACCAUCCAAGUCCCAAUAAUCUUGGGGGAAAAAUCGGCGCCGAUUGCCGGGAUUUGCGGCGCGGAAAGGAACGAAUCGGGAAUGUCGGGAAUGUCGGGAAUGUCGGGAGUGAGCGGAGUGACCCCUCUGCAGCCCAGCACGGCCGCCAGAGCCCCAACGGCUCUGGGCUCCUCUCCGGCCGUUCCCGCUCCUCGCGCUCCCUUCGACUUCUGCGACCCCGGGAAUUCCGGGAAUUCCGGGAAUUCCGGCGCCUCCCGCGGCCCCGCCCAACCGGGAAGCAACUCCGGGAAUCUUCCCAAUCCGCCCCCGGGAAGGAACUCCGGGAAUCUUCCCAAUCCUUUCCCGCCAGAUUCAGGAAUGCCGGAGCUGGAGCUGGGAGUUCCUGAUGCCGGGUUGGGAAUUCCGGGAAUGUCGGAGCCGAUGCCGUGGGCGGAUCCCGGGAUGGCGGCGCUGAAUCGGGGAGUUCUGCCCAAACCCGACGAACCCUGCCAGCUGGACGAUCUCCUGUGUCCCCCCACGACGGCCGAGGGCCGGAACGACGAGAAGGCGCUGCUGGAGCAGCUGGUGACGUUCCUGAGCGGGAGGGACGAGACCGAGCUGGCCGAGCUGGACCGAGCCCUGGGCAUCGACAAACUCGUGCAGGGCGGCGGCCUGGAGGCGCUGACGGAACGAUUCCAACCGCACCAAGCCACGGCGCCCCCGCUGCUCCUGGAGCAAAAACCGGGAAUGUUCUCCCAACCCUCCUCCUCCUCCUCCUCCAGCGCCAACAUUCCUGGGAAUUUCCCGGGAAUGCUGCGGCAGAAGCCGCCCUUCGGCGCCGUCCCCGUGUCCGUCCCUCCUCCUCCUCCUCCUCCUCCUCGUGGAACAUUCCCAAAUAAUUCUUUGGGAAUUCCGGCCCGGCAGCCGCUCAGCCGCCCGCCCAGCGCCCCCAACCAGCUCCGCCUGCAGCUCCAGCAGCGCCUGCAGGGCCAGCAGCAGCUGCUCCAUCAGAACCGUCAGGCACUGCUCAACCAGUUUGGGGCUCCGGUGGGGAUGAACAUGAGGGCGGGGAUGCAGCAGCAGCUGGCGCCACAGCCGCCCCUGAACGCGCAGAUG